Molecule: messenger RNA, 1461 nt
Organism: Podospora anserina S mat+
Lineage: Eukaryota; Fungi; Ascomycota; Sordariomycetes; Sordariales; Podosporaceae
Exons: 2
Coding region: 1-1461 (486 amino acids)
Molecular function (GO): protein binding
Source: RefSeq, a predicted model, not a curated record
AUGGGCGCCAUUAAUCCUCAAGAGGACUCUUAUCUUGCGCAGGUCCCUGUCGAGUUGCUCUUGCGCAUCACUCGCUGGAUCAGGACCAGUGACCUCGCCAACGUCCGAUUGAGUUGCAAGUGUCUUGAGAGGAACCUCUUCAAUUUCUUUGCACAUGAGUUUUUCCGCAAGAGACAGUUCAUGGUCUCUGUCCAAAGCUUGCAGACCCUCGUAUCUAUCUCCAAGCACAGCACACUUGCUCCCUUUCUCAAGCAUGUCAUCAUUUGCACGGAUCGGGUUGGAAACAGCUGGGAAGCAAACAAACUCCCAGCUGAGAAGCAUCGCAUUUGGCUACGCGCAGAGGCGGAGCAAAAUAAUUUGUUCGCUACGGGCCUACUGCGAGAUAUGCUUGCUGAAGCUUUUGCGGCGCUCCCACAUCUCGGAACCGUUGACUUAAGGGACUUCAAUUCCGAGACUCGGAAUCGAGACAACGGAUCUUGGCGGAGUUACGGUGCAGCAACCUUGGAAAAGUCAAUAGGCCUGAGGCUGGAGACCGGCGUAGACAACGGGCAGCUGAUGUCAGACACAUACCCCACAAGGGUUUUCACCGCCAUUAUCUCUGCACUGGGAGCUUCUGGUGCUCAGCCUAAUACUAUCGAGGUCAACCUAAGGGACAAAAAUUGGGGCCUCCAUGACAGCGCCUUUGCCAUACCUCCGCCCUUGGAACCAAAGCUGGCGCCCAUCCUCGCCAACCUCAAGACUCUUCAUCUAUGUUUCUGCAUCAAGGACCAUUUUUUCAUGAUCCACGACUUUUUGACCAUGGCAAGAAACGUCACAUGGCUCCGACUCAACUUCAAUCAUCAAUCAUCACCGCAUGAUCGGACGGAGCUGGGGCCCGUGUUGUUCAAAUGGCUUGAGCAGCCAGAAUCAGACACUCCUCUCAAUGAUAUCGAUAGAAAGCCGGUCUCCUUCCCGAAUCUAGAAAGACUUGACAUCGGAUGGAUAAGCGUGGCCCCUCAACCCCUCCUCACCCUUAUCACCAAGUUCAGCCCAACACUCAAACACCUCUGCCUGCGGCGUGUGUCCCUUUGCCACUCAGAGCGUGACUCACAAACCGAGACGAAUCCGUGGGUCGCCUUUUUCAAUAGCUUGAAGAAAGUUCGAGGGAUUAAGCUAAGGGUGCUGGAGCUGAGUGACAUCUAUCAUGGGAAACCGAAAAUUGCGCACUGGCAAGAUCUCAUCACAUUCGAGGCUGAUCAGGAUGGUGCCAAGAAACCCCUAUGGGCCCGCAAGAACUGGAGAGGAACAACAGACCGAGUGAGUCUCGCGGCGAUGAUCAAAUCUGUCAACAACAGCAUGGUCUGCCCUUGGGAACAUCGAUACAGCGGUUCGGACGUGGAUAUGGAUGGUGACUCGGAAGACGAUGAGGAUGAUUUCUCGGAAGACGAUGGGUAUGAUGAGACGGAUGAGUUGGAGGAGUAG